Molecule: messenger RNA, 1481 nt
Organism: Benincasa hispida (wax gourd)
Lineage: Eukaryota; Viridiplantae; Streptophyta; Magnoliopsida; Cucurbitales; Cucurbitaceae
Product: spindle assembly abnormal protein (DUF620)
Source: RefSeq, a predicted model, not a curated record
GAUAUAAACCAAUAAGAAUGGUCAUACCCACAAGAGAACUAGAAGCAAGGAGAGCCUUUAGCACAUCCAUCCAUCCAUAUCCAUUUCAAUUUAUUCCUCACAUUUCCCCUUUCUUCCCUUUCAGACGGAAAACAAGAAAAAUCCAAAUGAUGAGGCGUCUUUGUCCCAACAUCGACCGAGACGACGGCCUCGAGACCAUUCUGGAGGUCCCAAUCCCCGAAGAAAUGUUCACCAGUAUGGGCAGCAACGUCACUCUCCGUUGGCAGAACAUGUCCACCUGGAUGAAAGCUCAAACCUCCGACAAAUGGUCUUCUCCUAUCAUCGCCAAUCGCUUCAACGAGCUACGAUUUCUCCUCUACCUCGUCGGAUCUCCUCUCAUUCCUCUUCAAGUCCAAUUAGGCCACUCUGUUCAUCGCCCUGUCAGAGAUUGCUCCAUUGAGGCUUCGACGGCGAAAUACAUCGUGCAACAGUAUAUAGCGGCGACGGGAGGACCGGCGGCGUUGAAUUCGGUGCAGAGUAUGUGUGUGACGGGGCAGGUGAAGAUUAAAGCGUCGGAUUUUCAUUUGUCGGAUGAGAGUAUCGAGGUGAAGAAGAGUACGGAAGAGAUCGGAGGGUUUGUGCUUUGGCAGAAGAAUCCGGAUCUAUGGUGUUUGGAGCUUGUGGUUUCUGGUUGUAAGGUUAUUUGUGGUUCUAAUGGAAAGCUUUCAUGGCGACAUUCUUCUAAUAAUCAACAUUCCCCCAUUUCUACCGGCCCUCCUAGGCCUUUACGCCGAUUUCUUCAGGGUUUGGAUCCAAGAGCAACAGCGAACCUAUUCAUAGACGCAAUGUGCAUCGGAGAAAAACUAAUCAACGACGAAGACUGCUUCAUUCUAAAGCUGGAAACAAGCCCCGCAAUUCGGGAAGCACAAAGCGGCCCUAAUUACGAGAUAAUCCACCACACAAUUUGGGGAUACUUCAGCCAACGCUCUGGUCUUCUCAUCCAAUUCGAGGACUCUAGGCUUCUACGGAUGCGAACCAAAAGCGACGAAGAUGUCUUCUGGGAGACCAGCACCGAGUCCUUUAUGGACACCUACCGCUACGUUGAUGGCGUCAACAUUGCCCACAGUGGCAAGACCAACGUCACCGUCUUCAGAUAUGGCGAACAAUCCGCUAACCACAAGAGGGAGAUGGAGGAGACUUGGAAGAUCGAAGAGGUCGAUUUCAAUGUCUGGGGCUUGACCAUGGAGAGCUUUCUUCCGCCUCCUGGCGCCGCCGUCUUGCAAUUGCAAGACGCUUCUUAAUCGCUCGGGAUUGCGAUUUCCAUUGCCAUGGCGAUUGCUUCCUCUGUAUAUACACAAAUUUAUCUCAAUUUUGAUUUUGCUUUCUGAGGACAUUUUCUUUUUUCGUUAUAGUUAAUAUCAUUCUUUUGGGGAUAUUCAAAUCCCCUCUAUUGAUCAAACUUGUUUAAAUUUCAUAUACAACACUUUUUUUUUCUUUCUUUU